Molecule: messenger RNA, 1510 nt
Organism: Dermochelys coriacea (leatherback sea turtle)
Lineage: Eukaryota; Metazoa; Chordata; Testudines; Dermochelyidae
Gene: MRPS18B
Product: mitochondrial ribosomal protein S18B
Exons: 7
Coding region: 450-1316 (288 amino acids)
Biological process (GO): mitochondrial translation
Cellular component (GO): ribosome; mitochondrion
Molecular function (GO): structural constituent of ribosome
Source: RefSeq, a predicted model, not a curated record
CUCCAGCUCGCGCUGCGGCGCGAGAACAAAGGCUUUCGUCCUCUCUAGUCCCCCUCCUCCCUCUUACCCAACGGCCGGCUCCUCGAGAACCGCUUUAAAACCGCUAGCGAAACACACCGUUGGGGUCCCCUCUCGAUAGGCGAGAGGGAUCCAGCCUCGAAAAUCAAUUUUAAAAUCGGCGACGGUUGUGACGCAGUUAGGAAGGGGCCACAGCGCGCGUGCGCGAAGGGGAAAGGCUGGCGACUGGGCUCGGCCGGCGGCCAACACCCUUGCGGAGGUGUCACAAGACUCUCUAUACCGCGCAUGCGCGGGGGUGGGGCCGGCUGAGUCUCCUUAGCUGUUGUCCUGAAGGUUGUACGCAUGCGCGGCCAACGCCCAGUAUUGUCUUGCUCUUGUGGCGCAGUUUUUAUUCCGCUCCUAGCUGUGCGCAGGCGCACAAAACACACUGUAUGAGCGCAUGCGCAGUGUUCAUCCUGCCCUUUGGUCACGUGCAAGAAGGUGGUUGCUACCAAGGCGGCUUUGAUUUGUUAGUCUCCACACAUGCGCACAGAUCACCGUACCGCACGAUGGCGGCUUUCAGGGGCUCCAUGUUACUGCGAAGGGUCGCGGGUAGCCUACCUGGACUGGCUCUGCUCCCGAGGCUCUUCUGGGCUCAGGCUGCUCCUGCUGCUUCACUCCUACAGCUCCAGCGCCCGCUGCUCCGGGUGUUUAGCACAGAGAUGGACCCAACCAUGUCAGCAGAGCCAGUCACUUUUGACACUGAAUCGCGCUUUAAGGAGAAACCCUGGGAGUAUCUAGAGACGGAAGAGUACAUCGAGAGAUAUGGCGACAAGCCCAUCUGGUUCGGCUAUCGGCGUAACCACAAGGGACCCAUCCCCCCACAGAAGACUCGCAAGACCUGCAUAAGAGGAAAGAAGAUUGUGGGGAACCCCUGCCCCAUCUGCCGAGACCAAAAACUCCACGUGGACUACAGGAACGUGAAGCUCCUAGAGCAGUUCGUCUGCUCCCACACCGGCGUCACCUUCCAUCCCACACGCACAGGCGUCUGUAUGAAGCAGCAUAAACGCUUGACCCAGGCAAUCGACCAAGCUCGUGACCAUGGGCUCCUGAGCUUCCGCAUCCCCUUGGUGAUGCUGCAGGGCGAGGACUACACCAACCAGCACCAGGCUGUGGCCAAGACGCCCCCCGCCCCCUCCCUGCAGAGCCAGACACCCUGGUACCCCUGGUAUGAGUGGCAGCAGCCGCCCGAAAAGGACAUUGCCAGGAUCCGCAGGAUCUACAAGGACUAUCUGAAGGAGGAGACCGGCCCAGCAUGAGGGCCCUGGGAAGGACUGGAUGGAGUGUCCAGGGGCGUGGGGAAUGGGCAACUUCUGGGGAAGCUCGAGCCUUUGGCCUCACCUGACAAGCUGGCCCUAGUCCCAACCCCUCCAGGGAUAGCGCUGAAGCUGGCCAUCUCUCGGCCAUGACUUGUCCAAGCCUUCAGUGGGGAAUAAACUGGAAGCUUCCGGCA